Messenger RNA from Aquila chrysaetos chrysaetos, 4425 nucleotides. RefSeq names its product FXYD domain containing ion transport regulator 6 (gene FXYD6). Gene Ontology annotation, molecular function: sodium channel regulator activity. Bases 2264 to 2551 code for a protein of 95 amino acids. NCBI's taxonomy places the organism in Eukaryota, Metazoa, Chordata, Aves, Accipitriformes, Accipitridae. The transcript is spliced from 8 exons. Gene Ontology annotation, biological process: regulation of sodium ion transmembrane transporter activity. The record is from RefSeq and is a predicted model, not a curated record. Gene Ontology annotation, cellular component: membrane.
AGCUCGAAACAACCCAAAAAACCUGUGGCGCUUCGCAAAGCAUAUGCUUCCUUGGAGGAGACCUGGGCUCAUUUGCACUCCGGAAUGCUGUGUUUGUUUUUCAAGCAAGGACACUGCCAAUCCUGAUGGUUAACUCAUGCGGAGAUAAGUUUAAGCGUGUGGAAGUGUGUGAAUUUGGGGGAUUGAGUUAGAAAAACAAAGAACAUAUGUGUGCUGUGUGCUUGGCUUGGCGAAAAAGCGACCUCUGCUGCACUAAGCGUGAGAAGCCAAAAGCUGAGCAGAGGACUGGAAACAAUGUCUGUGGCCAGGCGGGGCCCCAGCGCUAGCCCGCUUCCUCGGGUGGCUGUGGAGGGCUGGAGGGGACUGCAGGAGAGCAGGGAGCGAAGCCUUCGGCGGGUGCCGGAGCUGCGAGAUGUUCGCUUCUGUUAGUGCUGGCAAAACACGCCCAGGCAGCCAGCAGCAUGGCUCCGGCAUUUUCGAAGCUGCUCUGGGAACCGUGGCCGGCGGGUCGGACUCUGUCGCUGUUGCAGGCAGGGCUGCCCGUGCUGUAAAGCACCUUGCCAGGCAUCAGUGGGACGGCUCGCACGUGAUGAGGGACUGGGGCCGCAACUGAGGGCUGUGGGGCGUGGGUGAGAAACGCUGCCCUCAGGAGUCCCAGGGCUGCCCGCUGCAGGAGGGGAGCGUGCGUGGGGUGAGCAGGAAAGCGAGGGGGUUCCCACGUGCCUUGGCUGGGGUGGCGGGGCUCAGGGCAGGGCAGGAACGGUUGUGAAUAAUGCGAAAUUCCCUGAGUAGGUUCUCCAGGGGAUGUCACUGAGCUGCUGCUGCAAUAGUAGUUGAAUAACAGCAAAAGAAACAAUACAAAUCUAAUGAUUUGUUAAAAAAAUAAAGGCAUCAUUAAUACCCUACAAGAGCCAAUUCAUACUGUUCAUCUAGCAGUGGCAUGCACUGUAUUGCCUCUCCUUGUGCGCAUACAACACCCUCGUAUUGGGUAAUGACACUGAUUUUGCGCUGGCAGCCUCAGCAGUAAAGAGAUAAAGGAUGUGAGGUAAAGGACAUAAGAAAAUCGGCAACUAGAAGUUACUGUUUCACCAGCUGUUAGGUUCUUUGUACGUAUUUCUGAGACCUGGUAAUUAUCCAGAAUUACGUGCCUCAGCAAACGAGGGGGCUUGUCUGGGCGCAGGCAGCCAGCGGCACGCUCCAGCGUGGCGUGGCAGCGCAGCCCUGCGCUACACAAUGGUGGCGGCAGCUGCGGGCCAGGGAAAUUAAACCCUCUGGCGUUCGGAUGAAACACGUUGACUUCAAAAUGACAAGAUGUGGAAGGGAAGGGAAGGACGUGAGUUAUCAUGGGAGGCAACUGGUUCCGAUGAAUAAAUGGGGUUCUGGAAGCAUGCUCCCCGUGUUGGCGGGGCCGAGCGCGGUGCUGGAGGCUGCUUCCUCCGCAGACGCGACAGGAGCUGGCUCCCGAAGGCAGCACUGGAGACCGGCCGCCGAGCGGAAUGCUGCUGGGGCUGGCUUUGGCAGGCUGGUGGGUGCUGCCGAGCCUGCUCCAUGUGUGCCGUUCCCGGGCAUCUUCGCAGCACAAACUGGGAAGAGGGGCCGCGGCAGGAGCUGGGGGACCCUGGUGCCCCGAGGAGCUGGCCUGGGGCAGCUGAGCUGCCUCCCCGCCCCCGUCACUGGCCGCCCGGGUGGGCUGGGGCAGAGGUUGCAUCCGAAUCAGGUCAAGCUCUGGAGGGGCUGAAUAGCAGCACGCCGGGGAUCUUCAUCCGUCAGCUAGCUGAAUUCCUGCUCUGUUGAGGGCCCCUUUCUUAUCGGCACUAAUCCAGCGCAGCAGCUGCAGCAGCUCUGUAGCGCUUGGUGCUAUCAGUGCUGUGCAGCGUGCCCGAUAACCCCCCUUCCUCUCCUGUGCCAGCAGCAAGCCCUCUUCGCAUUCCCGCACCAUGUAUGGCCACCGAGCCCUAUCACCGGGGCGCUUAGUGACUGCCUGACGGCAGCAAAACACAAACAAGCAGAGCCCUGUGUGCGGGCAAGCCACGGGCGGCCGGCGAGGCAGCGCCCAACCUGCCCCUGGACUCCGGAGCUCCCAGCUUGCUCCCUCGAAGGAAGCGUGUCCGCCAAGCCUGCUCCGUCCUGGCAAGAGGCAUCGCAGCCAGCGGGAAGGGGUGGCCGGGUGCGCGCAGUGCCCUGUGCCAGCUGGCAGGACGGAGAGCAGCCGCUCCCCCAGCCCUUGCCCAUCGCGACGCUUCGGGGCCAGUUAAUAGCGGCCAUGGAGGCAGUGCUGAUCUUCCUGUGCUCUCUGCUGGUGCCGGCGGCUGUGGCAGACGUGGCCACCCCAGAGAAGGAGGAGGACCCCUUUAACUAUGAUUACCAGAGCCUGAGGAUCGGGGGGCUGGUGUUUGCCGUGGUCCUGUUCACCGUUGGCAUUCUCCUUAUACUCAGCAGGAGGUGCAGGUGCAGUUUCAACCAGAAGCCCAGAGCUCCAGGGGACGAGGAGGCCCAGGCGGAGAACCUGAUCACCUCGAACGCAACGGGAGCACAGAAAGCAGAGAACUGAACAAGAGCCAUGCGACCCAGAGACCCAAGGACAGAUGCUCGGACCGCAGAUGCCAGUGGCCUGCGAGGAAACUGAAAUCGCAGCAACAGGUCCCUCUAAGGAGAUGCGAAGCUGCUGUGUCUGUGUUACCCUCUGUGCUUCAGCACCGGUUCUCUGUUUACUAACCCGACUAAACUCCGCUCACCGUCCUCUCUGCCUCCAGUGGUGUGUAAUGUUGAUGUGAGAUGAUCGUUACCUCUAGGGCUAGUCGUUGCUGAUGUUGUAAUAGUGACUUUCUCUUCACCUUUCUCGUGCUGUGCGUGUGAUUCGGGCUGUGUACAACUGGCAAGCGCUCCCUGGAACGGGAGCCGCAGGGCAGGGCAGCGUGGGCCCGGGGGAGCCCCACGUCCCCCCCCCACCCAGAGCCAGAGGCGCUUGGCACGGCCCGCACGGUACCAUCUGCAUGCUGGGCAGUGUCACUGGCGGGGGCUCAUGGUCCACCCCGGCUGGCUUUUGGCAGGGCUCGGGGACCAGUCCCGCGGCGCUCUGGGGGCCUGCCCAGGCUGAGCCUGGACCGCGCGUUGCAGUUUCAGCAAUAACCCUCCUGUGCGCGCCCCCGGCCCGAAGGCAGCCGCGGUAGGGGGCGAGCCAGGCGGGGACAUCCCGUGGCUCCCCUUCCCUCAGUGGAGGCACCUGGGUGCUGGAUUUAAGGCUGAAAGGAGCUCCCCUUUCUCGCCUGCUCGGCACUCCCCGUUUCUGUCCCUGGCUACAACCAAGCCAUCGGUGUGGGUUGCUGCUUUAAAGGUGAGGAGAUGCUGUGGUGGCAGAGAAGCCCAUGAAAUCCCCGGCACGGUGACACUGUGAAAGAGGGUGGCUGUGCAGCGGUGACCAUGCUAGCCAGCGCAAACCAGCUCCUUGCCAACGCUCUGCCUGCCCGUGAGACGGAGGUGGGCAGGUUAAACAGUCUGAGGGCUAAAGAGAAACAUGGACUGAAGUAAAGAUCCUGUCCUUGCUUGUCUCCAGCAGGGAAGGGACAGCGGCGUUUCCUCCCGGUGCUCCCUGCCCUUCCCGAUGCCUUGUCACUCCCUGCGCCGUGGCCUGCGACACGGCCCCCUGCGUCAGUGCUGUGUAUCAUCCUGUGGUGGUUACGUGUUGUCAGCCCCCCCAAUGCCAGCUGCCCCUUCUCCCCGUGGAGCAGCAGCUAGCAGCGGUGAGCGGUGCUCCGGGGCUUUGCAUGCCUGAGCUUGCACAGCGGGGCUGAGCCCAGAGGCCGUCGUCACCUUGUGUCCGCUCAUGGGUUGGAGGCAAACCUGUGAAUCUGGCCCCUUCCCCGCACCCGUGGGCACGCAAAACCGUGGCCUCAGCUGGGCCUGGGGAGUGCUGGCUUGGUCGUGGGUGCUUGCCAAGGCAGGUCAGCCUGGGCAGCAGCGGGGGUCCCCAGGGCUGCACUGAAACACGUCAGAGCGUGUCCACGCAGCGGGAAGAGGUUCUUGUCCUCCAGAAUGGUUUUGAGAGGGGUUUCUGCUGUGUCCACCCUGCCGUGGUGGCCCUGCCUCCAGCGUGGGCUGUGUCCCUGCGUGCUUUGCGUCCCGUGGCGGCGCUGGGAAGCACGCUUCGUCCCAUCUGUGCAAGGCAGAGAGACCCUGUCUCCAGUACCCUCUCCCCUUCCUCCUGGCCGUUGCAGAGAGCUCUGCUCGCCUCCUGUCUCCACGCUGCCCCACAGCCUCGGGCAGAGCAGACCCCGCGCAGCCCACGUGUGUCCCGCGUCAGAGUGCCCGUGGUGUCUGUAGCGUGCCGUCGGUGUCAACGUGAAACAAAGAAAUCCCUGUGGUGUGUAGAAAUGGCAAAAUCCUGACUGUUGUAAAAUAAACCGACCUAUUGUGUUUCCUUUUAAA